Bursaphelenchus xylophilus (pine wood nematode) is the source of this 3437-nucleotide messenger RNA. Lineage: Eukaryota; Metazoa; Nematoda; Chromadorea; Rhabditida; Aphelenchoididae. The record is from the annotation of a GenBank genome assembly.
AUGCAGCGCCGCAGGGCUAAUCAUCUGAAUAAGGCGAAUGCCUAUUAUGAGGACGUCUGGACAGAUGUAAACAGUUUUAUUUUGGUGAGUUCUCGACAUUUGUCAUCGGUUCAUACCCCUUGACCUUAGCUAUCGUAGUAUACGUACCUGACAUAAGAACCUUUGAGUAUUGACUAAAACAAUAUUCAGGAUAAUGUGAAUGAAGUGUUAGUUCGUUUGCAAGACGGAUCUCUGGACGAUGACAUCUGGGGGAAGAUAAUAUUAAUGGAGAAAGGUCGAAGAAUUGCCAAGGCUUAUCUGAGACAGCCGACUCUUAUUGUUGAUGGAGGAGACGAGGAAUUUGAUGGGAAAACCCUCGGAUUCAAUUACUUCCAUUCCUCACAUUCGGAUCAUCAGAUUGAGGAGUUCAGAGAAAAAAUUGGAGAUGUAAGUGAUGCUUGAUCAACACUGAAAGAUGAUUCAGGGGGUAGUCAUCAAAAUGGAUAACGGAAACUUGAAGGCCAUGGCCGGAGGCUCUACUCCUGUUAUUGUUCAAGGCUUGCGAGAUGUGAUGGGGAAAGGAAAUUGUGUUUCCGAAAGUUUGAUGCGGUCUAAUGGAAAGUUACCUUGCAGAUCUGGAGAUUAUAAUUCAAAAGAGAAUAACAUUGUCAAGGUAAUCUCAAAAAUAAUUGUGGAAACUGUAACAUUCCAGAUAUUCGAUGCGAAAAAGUUUGAAAGAUUUGUAAAGACGAUUAAAUUGGAAUCGGAAAUGGAUAAACAAACCUUGCUGGGAAGAAGUUGUGUGAGAAUAGCACUGGUUAAAGAUGGCCAUGAGAUGACCAAGACACCUAUUUGGUUUAUGAUCAUAAACAUUAUUGCAGUCGAUAUGAUAAAAGGUGCGCAGUUUUUCUACUGCAAUAAUCUUACAUUACAGAUCGUAUCUUGGAAGACAUUUCUAUCCCCAAAUCCUUGCCUUUACUUCAGCCAAAUCUUGCAAGUCCCGACCUAACUCAGCUUUUAAUAUCAGCCAUGCAACGUCAACAACUCUCCCAGUUGGCUUCUUCGUCAUCCAUCGACCUUCUCCAGCUUGCUUCUUUGGCUGGAUCCUUGGCCAAUUCAAACACCCAGACUCCAGUCAUCCUAUCAAAGAAAAACAAAAGAAUUCAAAGAUCAUUGUGUAGGAAGGAGAGUGAAGAUUCUGAUCAAAGUGAUGUUGAAGAUUCUUCUGGAACAUCUUCAGAGCCUUCGGAGAAAGAAAGUUGCUGUAGUUCAUCAAUAAGUUCGGACGGGAGUGCUCUGAAGAGUAGAAUGGUCUUGGAAAAGUUGCACAUAUCAGAACCCAAGAGUUCUCGUCCCAGAUUAGAUACUGUGCUCAAAUUGUAUGAUGAACAGAAAAGUGCAUCGGUCACUUCUGGCUACAGUAGCCCGCAAGAAAACUUUGAUAUGGGCUCUUGGAGUAGUGCCAAAACCAAGAGCGAGACUGUAAGUGUUGUGUUUAUUAAAUGAUAAAUUUCAUUUUAUAGUUUGAAGAGAACAGGGAAUUUGAGGAGAAGCACAAGCACCGACCUAGUAAGUGAAAUGUUAGACCCUUGCAUUCCGCCCUUCGCUUUGCUUUAAUUCAGUUUUAGCUUCGGUGGCGGACAAAGAUUACUCCAUUUACAACUGGACCAAUGGGGCCAUGUUCAAAGGCCCUAACCCCGGCUUUAACCCCAUCCCUUAUAACUUUUCAGUUGCUUUCCCCACCAAGUAUGUCCAAGUUCUAGAAUUGUGUUACAUUCUGUUUUUUAUCAUUACUUUAACAAUGUUUUGGCGUUCCUAAUGAUCUGAUUUAAGUCGCUCUCCUUAUCCCAACGCUUCGUCAUUUCAUUCGACACCUGUUCAUUACCCGGUAUAUAAUCGUAUCAUCUAUUUAUAACAUCUGUUUUUUAUUUAGACAAAUUGUGUCGGUCAUCCAAAACUACCGACUUCAAGCAAUUACUUGCCGCCUCAGCUCACGAAUCCGACGUCGCGGACGAUUACCGCGGCGAUGAGAAGUCAGGGGGAUUCCGAAGAUUCAAGUAAGUUUGCUCAAAGGAUUAAUAAGUAAUUUUAAAAAAGCUUCGAACAAAUCCAUGUGGCUCCCGCUGACGGGGAAUCGGAACAAACGGAAGAGUCUUGGCCUCAGGGAAAAAGACAAAAACAACGACUUGCCUCCAGGGUAAAUAUUUACAGUAAUUUUCGUAAUAUUCGUUAGAAACCAUUUGAAAUAUAAAUAAUUCCAAAGUAUAUCUUUUAUCUACAAAAAACUUGUAGAUUCUCAACCAAUCGGACUCGAGAAUCCGUCAGCCCAUCACUCGAUUACUGCAGGGUCUGUCAGGGCGCCGGAAACUGUCGAUGUCAUCGAUCUCAACUUCACAAAGUUCAUCGGACAUUCCGACCGCCUUCCAAAGGCAAGGUCGGCCUCAUCGGACGGCUUCGGCGGUCGGUCAGCGGCCAAACCAAAGGGAAAUGAAGCCCUUAUUUAACUAGCCCAUAAUUAUUAUUGGAGCCGUGUCUCGGGUUGUUAAUAGACAGAUUCCUUAUAAUAAAAACUGUUCAAUAUUGUAUGGUAGGGAAAGACAGUAAACUCUUUCAAAGAUUGACAGCGAAAGAGAGAUCGGGUCUAAAGGGACAACGCCCAGGGAUCAAUCGCCGGAUAUAUGAUACCUUCUCUUCCAUGGGAACAAAGUAGCUGUUCAUGGAGACCUGUAACAGAGCUCAGAGGAAAAGCGGACAUGGUCGUCUCCUCGGGUGGCCAUCACUUGGAUCAGAGCAAUUAUUUAUUCUUUUGUAAUCUUAUCCAUGCCGUGGUAAGAGUAUCUUUGAUCGAACUCUCUAGUUCAGACAAUAUCCAAGUUCCUUGAUGUGUUAAUCUUCGUGUCCAUCAUAAGCACGACCUUCAUUUCGACCUCCCAUUUCAACAUCACCACAACACCUCCCGUUUUUAUAUUGGGUACUAUUGUUCUGAUCAUCGUCCUCUCCCACUUCUUUGGUAUCUUUUUGGACAGUCACAAUUUUAUGUAUCCUAUGGUUUUCCUUACAGUAAGUCAAGCUAAAAAAAUAAUACUUUUAAGGGAGUUUUGAUGGUGUUUGCGAUGGUUAUUUUAUUGAUCUACGUAUUUCUGGGAUCGGCCACAGAUAUUCUGAAGAAAAUGCAUGAAGAACAAUGGUUGAGGACCAUCUACUUGGAGUACAACUUGGACAUAAAUGAUUACGCAAGUAAGGAACGUGAUCUUUUCUGCUUAAGGGUACCAUUUUCAGUCAUCAAAAUCCUCUGUUUCAUAAUUUUGAUUGGAAUUAUGUUAUUUGUCGCUGCCACGACGUUUGUUUACAUCAUAUUUUAUUUGUCCUUCGAUUGGAUCCGCUUGAAGAAUAAUAGCAAUAAGCAACCAGAGAACACAACUUUGUUGGACUCCAAACUCAUGUAUAAAUUAAUAUAA